Molecule: messenger RNA, 471 nt
Organism: Suillus clintonianus
Lineage: Eukaryota; Fungi; Basidiomycota; Agaricomycetes; Boletales; Suillaceae
Product: DUF866-domain-containing protein
Exons: 5
Molecular function (GO): zinc ion binding
Source: RefSeq, a predicted model, not a curated record
UUAAAACUGGAAAUCAAAGCUGAGCUGGAAAACGUCACCGAUCUCGCCCCUUCUGGUGAUGAUUUCCUGUACUUCUUCAAAGUAGUCUGCACUAGUUGUCACGAGCAGCACCCGAAGUUUGUCUCGGUAAAUAGAUUGGAAACACGAAAUCUCUCGAGUAGCAGAGGCUCAGCCAACCUCGUUUGGCGUUGCGGUAGCUGUAAAAGGGAAAGCUCCGCUAGCUUUGUUGCCGAGCCGUCGAAACCAUACUCCGCUGAAUCAAAUGGACAAUUUGCCACCCUAUUGAAGAUGGAGUGUCGUGGGUUAGAGUUUACAGAAUUUAAUCCAAUGGGGACAUGGACAUGCAAAGGAGAGACCGGCACCGUGUUCUCCGAUGUUGAUCUUGAAGAUGACGACUGGGUUGAUUAUGACGAGAAGGCUAAAGUUGAUGUUCGUAUCUCAAAAAUCGAAAGCCAAUGGACCAGGGCGUGA